Messenger RNA from Aspergillus steynii IBT 23096, 2091 nucleotides. RefSeq names its product aromatic amino acid ammonia-lyase. The transcript is spliced from 3 exons. The record is from RefSeq and is a predicted model, not a curated record. The coding region runs from base 1 to 2091 and encodes 696 amino acids. NCBI's taxonomy places the organism in Eukaryota, Fungi, Ascomycota, Eurotiomycetes, Eurotiales, Aspergillaceae. Gene Ontology annotation, cellular component: cytoplasm. Gene Ontology annotation, biological process: L-phenylalanine catabolic process. Gene Ontology annotation, molecular function: ammonia-lyase activity.
AUGCCUGCCCUUCCCUCAACCCCGACUCACUUGGCCACGACCUGCCGGACGUGGAACCGUCUGCAGGACAUCAAGGCCAAGAAGGACCUCCAGCUGGAUGGAAACAGCCUCGACAUUGCGUCGGUGGUUGCCGUUGCCUACCAUGACUGCAUCCCGGAACUCUCUUCGGACCCCAAUGUCAUCGAUAGCAUCACCGCCAGUGUGGAUGUCCUGAUGGACCACCUGGACCACGGCUACUGCGUCUACGGUGUCAACACUGGCUUCGGUGGCAGUGCCGACUCUCGGACGGACCGGGCCACCUCCCUGCAGGCUGCUCUGCUGCAGCUGACGCAGGCCGGUGUUCUGGUGGCUGCCGACAAGGACCAGCCCACCGACACGGCGUCCCCGGGUGCUCACUCGAUGCCCUCUCCCUGGGUUCGGGCCUCCAUCGCCGUUCGUGCCAACAGCAACGCCCGUGGCCACUCCGCCGUCACUAUCAAGGUGCUGGAGGGUCUGCUGCUGCUGCUGAAGCACCGUAUCACUCCCAUCAUCCCCCUGCGUGGCUCCGUCUCCGCCUCCGGAGAUCUGAUGCCCCUGUCCUACAUCGCCGGUGCCGUCGAGGGCAGCCCCGACAUCUACGUUCGCGUGGCUGACCCCAAGUCGCCCUCCAACCCGCGCAUCAUGACCGCUCGCGAUGCUCUUGCCGAGGCCGGCAUUGAGGCCCGCGUCAUGGGCCCCAAGGAGGGUCUUGGUCUCGUUAACGGUACCGCCGUAUCCGCCGGUGUUGCCAGCUUGGCUCUGCACGAGUCUCACCAGCUGGCCGUGCUCGUCCAGGCGCUCUCCGCCAUGGGCGUUGAGGCCAUGACCGGUACCGCCGAGAGUUUCCACCCCUUCAUCCAGGCCACCCGUCCCCACGACGGCCAGGUCGAGUGUGCCCGCAACGUGCUCUCCCUGCUGCAGGGCUCGCAGCUCGCCGUCGGCGUCAAGCGCGAGAAGGACCGCAAGCGCGCCGGUCUCAUCCAGGACCGCUACGCCUGGCGCAGCGUGCCCCAAUGGGUCGGUCCUCAGCUCGAGGACCUCAUGCUGGCGGACCGCCAGGUCUCCGUCGAGCUGAACUCCUCCUGCGACAACCCCCUCGUCGACACCGUCAACGGCGAGAUCUUCUGCGGCGCCAACUUCCAGGCCGCCGCCGUCACCUCCGCCAUGGAGAAGACGCGUCUCAACCUGCAGAUGAUCGGAAAGCUCAUCUUCGCGCAGGCCACCGAGCUGGUCGACCCCAACUACAACAACGGGCUGCCCACCAACCUCGUCGCCGACGACCCCUCCCUCUCCUUCACCAUGAAGGGCGUCGACAUCUCCAUGGCCGCCUACAUGGCCGAGCUGGCCUACGUCGCGCACCCCGUCAGCGCGCACGUCCAGACCGCCGAGAUGCGCAACCAGGCCGUCAACUCCCUCGCCCUCGUCUCCGGCCGCUACACCAUGCAAGCCGUCGAGCUGGUGUCCCUCAUGUCCUCCGCCUACCUCUACAUCGCCUGCCAGGCUCUGGACCUGCGCGCCCUGCACAUCCGCUUCCUGGAGCGCGUCCUCCCCCGCCUCGAACACCUCACCACCUCCACCAUCGCGUCCUCCCUCCCCGAGUCCCAAAAGUCCUCCCUGACCUCCUCCAUCCUCUCCACCAUCUCCAAGACCUGGCCCACCACCACCCGCAUCCCCAUCGCCGACCGCUGCUCCACCACCGCGCAGGCCGCCAUCCCCGUCAUCGUCUCCGCCGCGGCCUCCUCCCCCCUGCACCUCUCCGACCUCACCACCUGGCAAACCCAGGCCACCUCCAUCAUCAGCGAAACCUACUCGGAGACCUCCGCGUCCUUCAUCGCGAACCCGCACACCACAGACCUCCUCGGCGACGGCGCCAAGAUCCUCUACAAGACCGUCCGCCACGACCUCAAGGUCCCCUUCCACCAGGGCUUCGUGGAGCACCCGACCCCGGAGAGCACGGAGCUGGACGGCCGCGCCAAGAAGACCGUCGGGUCGUGGGUCUCGGUCAUCUAUGAGAGUUUGCGUCGUGGUGAGCUCCAGGGUGGGCUGAUGGAGUUGUUGCAGAAGAGUGCGUGA